Molecule: messenger RNA, 340 nt
Organism: Paramuricea clavata
Lineage: Eukaryota; Metazoa; Cnidaria; Anthozoa; Malacalcyonacea; Plexauridae
Source: the annotation of a GenBank genome assembly
GGAGUUAUCAAGCAAACGAUACAGAACUCUACCACCAGUAUCCAGUCAUACUAACGCCAGGAUACACAACUCCCAGAAUAUGAACGAUAUGCCAGACGCGCGCUUUGUUUCAAAGAGCGCGGACAAUUUAUCAAGUCGCGAGAGUUUACGAGAUCAGAACAUAAACCAUGUAAACCUGUUUAGUCCUGGGAAAACUACAGUACUUCAAGUCAGGUUUGGUAAGAAAGGUGAAAUCUACGUUCAACCUCCUACUGGUGCCGGGUCCAGAUCACCGACGAUGUCAGAAUGUAAGGAUAUUAUACAUUAUCUCGAGGACACGAACAAGAAACAAGGCCAAGAG